AGCUUUCUCUUGUUCAUAAACUUACAUAUUGCUUUAGUUUCUUGAAUUGAUCUCUCAAAUUAAACACUAGAUAUAUAUUAGUGCUUCAUCUCAAAAUGGAACUUAAGUACCACCAAUUUGGCCUUGUUUGUGUCAUAAUGCUCUUACCUUUAAUGUGUACUUCUCAAGACUCAUUUACGUGCUCCAGAGCAACCUAUUAUGGCAGCCCUGAAUGCACUGCCAACCCAACGGGAGCUUGUGGCUUUGGCGAAUAUGGAACGGCGAUCAACGAUGGCAGCGUGGCAGGCGUGUCUUGGCUAUGGCGGAAUGGAUCUGGCUGUGGUGCAUGCUAUCAAGUUAGGUGCAAAAUAGCAGAAUACUGCGAUGACUAUGGAGCAUAUGUAGUGGUAACAGACUUCGGCGUGGGAGACAGAACCGACUUCAUUAUGAGUCCACGUGCUUAUUCAAGAUUGGCCAAGAACGAAGAUGCAUCUGCAGAGCUUUUCAAAUACGGUGUGGUGGACGUAGAAUACAAGAGGGUACCAUGCAGAUACGGUGGCUAUAACAUCAUAGUCAAGGUGAAUGAGCGCAGCUACAACCCACACUACUUAGCCAUUGUAACUCUCUAUGUUGGUGGAACACAAGACAUAACUGCCGUUCAGUUCUGGCAGGAAGAUUGCAAAGAAUGGAGGCCAAUGCGAAGGGCGUUUGGGACAGUGUUUGAUGUUGAGAACCCACCAAGGGGUGACAUAAAGUUAAGGUUCCAAGUGACUGGCAGUGCAGGGGUUUAUUGGGUAGAGUCCAAGACCUUUAUCACCAGUGAUUGGAAGGCUGGAGCAUCUUAUGAUACUCAAAUCCAGCUUGAAUAGAAAAAAUAAACAAAUAAAUAAAUGUACUUGCUCACUAGUAAUUUAUUGCCACUCUAUGAAUGUUCCUGUGAGCUCUCUCUAUGUUUUAGUGCUCUUUGUAUUUGUGACUAGACUAAGAUUAUGGGCAUUCAUCUACUUGUCGUGGAAUUUGGAUGAAUAACACUAUAAAAAGCACCUAGCUGUUCUUGAUUGUA
Molecule: messenger RNA, 1042 nt
Organism: Arachis duranensis
Lineage: Eukaryota; Viridiplantae; Streptophyta; Magnoliopsida; Fabales; Fabaceae
Product: expansin-like B1
Exons: 4
Coding region: 96-848 (250 amino acids)
Cellular component (GO): extracellular region
Source: RefSeq, a predicted model, not a curated record